GCAGAACAGUCCUCCCUGUAAGAGCCUAACCAUUGCCAGGGAAACCUGCGCUGGGCGCUGCCUUCAUUAUCAGUAUUUUUUUUAUUAAUCUGAUUAAUAAUUAUUUUCGCCCCAUUUAAUUUUUAUCCUCCCAGGUGGAGUUGCCGGAAGGUGGGGGCACCUAGGGAGGUCGGUAAUGAGAGGGGAGAGGCAGGAGUUGAGGGUAUCUCCCUCUCCCUACCCAGACCCUCUGGCCCCCAAGGGGCAGGAGGAAUGCAGGAGCAGGAGUUGCGAUAGGGAGCUGCAGAUGCCUCUCCCCCUCCCCUCUCCUAGGCUUUCUCUCCUGACCCCUUCCUGCAACUCUCCUUAAUUUUAUUUGGCUUUUUGAUAAUCAGGACUAUUCUUUUUUAUUUUAAUUUAUAUAAAGUAUAUGUGUGUGUGGAGCUGAAACAGGCUCGGCAGCGGCACAGAAUGAGGGAAGAAGAGAAAGACAGAGAGUGGGAGAGAGAGAGAGAGAGAGAGGCAGAGAGAGAGGGAAAGAGGGAGAGUGACAGCAGCGCCCGGACGUCCUCCCUAACGUCGCCCUCAAUUCCACCGCCUAUGAUCCAGUGAGGCAUUUCUCGACCUAUGGAGCAGCCGUUGCCCAGAACCGGAUCUACUCGACUCCCUUUUAUUCGCCACAGGAGAAUGUCGUGUUCAGUUCCAGCCGGGGGCCGUAUGACUAUGGAUCUAAUUCCUUUUACCAGGAGAAAGACAUGCUCUCAAACUGCAGACAAAACACCUUAGGACAUAACACACAGACCUCAAUCGCUCAGGAUUUUAGUUCUGAGCAGGGCAGGACUGCGCCCCAGGACCAGAAAGCCAGUAUCCAGAUUUACCCCUGGAUGCAGCGAAUGAAUUCGCACAGUGGGGUCGGCUAUGGAGCAGACCGGAGGCGCGGCCGCCAGAUCUACUCGCGGUACCAGACCCUGGAACUGGAGAAGGAAUUUCACUUCAACCGCUACCUAACACGGCGCCGGCGCAUCGAGAUCGCCAAUGCGCUCUGCCUGACCGAGCGGCAGAUCAAAAUCUGGUUCCAGAAUCGCAGGAUGAAGUGGAAAAAAGAAUCUAAUCUCACGUCCACGCUCUCAGGGGGCGGCGGAGGGGCCGCAGCUGACAGCCUGGGCGGAAAAGAGGAAAAGCGGGAAGAGACAGAAGAGGAGAAGCAGAAAGAGUGACCAGGACUGUCCUUGCCACCCCUCUCUUUCCUUCUCCCUUUGCUCACCCCAACUCUCCCCUAAUCACACACUCUGUAUUUAUCACUGGCACAAUUGAUGUGUUUUGACUCUCUAAAGCAAAAUUAGGGAGUCAAACGUGGACCUGAAAGUCAGUCUGGACCCCCUCCCUCACCGCACAACUCUUCACCAUUGGCCUCCUCCUCCUAGCUCCCUCGCUAGCUCCUUCUCGGCUUGUCUGCAGGCCCCUUUCCCCGCCCAGGCCUUGGGGGCUCUCAGCCCUGAGCCUUGCUUCAGACUCCACAGAUCUCCCUCCACAUGAGGACUUGACUCCCCCCACCAGUCGCUUGACGUCCCCCACCCCCGCCCCCGCGCCCAGAGCGGGCUCGCGGGCCUGGGGCCUCUGUUCCCGGGCCUUAGGGCCCGGCCUGGCAGCCCGGGAGAGCCGGAGGCCCAAGGAGGGCGCGCCUGGGCCCCACAGCAACCCCCAGGGCCUCCCCGCAAUCCCUGUCCGGCCCCUCUGCCCCAGCAAAUGCCCAGCCCAGGCAAAUUGUAUUUAAAUAUUCCUGGGGGUCAUUAUGGCAUAUUACAAACUGUGACCGUUUCUGUGUGAAUAUUUUUAGCUGUAUUUGUGGUCUCUGUAUUUAUAUUUAUGUUUAGAACCCUCAGUGUUCCGAUCUCAUUUAAAAAAAAAGGAGAAAAAGAGGGAAAAUUACAAAAAAAGAAAAAAAGUGAAUGACAUUUGUUUAGCCAGUAGGAGAAAAUAAAUAAAUAAAUCCCCUCGUGUUACCCUCCUGUAUAAAUCCGACCUCUGGAUCCGUUCUCGAAUAUUUAAUAAAACAUAUUAUUUUUAAAA
Molecule: messenger RNA, 2049 nt
Organism: Marmota flaviventris (yellow-bellied marmot)
Lineage: Eukaryota; Metazoa; Chordata; Mammalia; Rodentia; Sciuridae
Source: RefSeq, a predicted model, not a curated record